Molecule: messenger RNA, 1084 nt
Organism: Euleptes europaea (tarantolino)
Lineage: Eukaryota; Metazoa; Chordata; Lepidosauria; Squamata; Sphaerodactylidae
Gene: TALDO1
Product: transaldolase 1
Exons: 8
Coding region: 1-1017 (338 amino acids)
Biological process (GO): carbohydrate metabolic process; pentose-phosphate shunt, non-oxidative branch; pentose-phosphate shunt
Cellular component (GO): cytoplasm; intracellular anatomical structure
Molecular function (GO): transaldolase activity
Source: RefSeq, a predicted model, not a curated record
AUGUCAGUUUCGCCCGUGAAGAGGCCGAAGAUGGAGUCCACGGCGCUGGAGCAGCUCAAGAAGCACACCACCGUGGUGGCCGACACCGGGGACUUCCACGCCAUUGAGGAAUACCAGCCUUUGGAUGCUACUACCAAUCCUUCCCUUAUACUGGCUGCGGCCCAGAUGCCAUCUUACCAGCAGUUAGUGGAAGAUGCUAUUGCACAUGGAAAGGAACUUGGCGGGUCAGAAGACAAUCAAGUUACAAAUGCUUGUGACAAGCUUUUUGUAUUGUUUGGUGCAGAAAUUUUGAAGAGGAUACCUGGCCGUGUGUCCACAGAGGUAGACGCAAGGUUGUCAUUUGACAAGGAAGGCAUGGUUAAGAAGGCUAGACACUUCAUAGAUCUUUAUAAGGAAGCAGGAAUUAAUAAAGACCGCAUCCUCAUCAAGCUGUCUUCAACAUGGGAGGGCAUCCAGGCUGGCAAGAUUCUUGAAGAGCAAUUUGGGAUCCACUGCAACUUGACGUUACUGUUCUCCUUUGCUCAGGCUGUUGCCUGUGCAGAGGCAGGCGUUACACUCAUUUCCCCAUUUGUUGGGCGUAUCCUGGAUUGGCAUGUUGCAAAUACAGACAAAAAAGCUUAUGAUCCAUCAGAGGACCCAGGAGUGAAAAGUGUCACUAAAAUCUACAAUUACUACAAAAAGUUUGGCUACAAAACUAUUGUGAUGGGAGCUUCAUUUCGAAACACUGGAGAAAUCAAAGCUCUGACUGGCUGUGACUAUCUCACCAUUUCCCCCAAGCUUCUGGGAGAGCUCAGUAAAGAUACCAGUAAGCUGACUCCAAUGCUCAGUGUCAAAGAAGCCCAGGCAUGUAGCUUGGAGAAGAUCCAUCUAGAUGAGAAGACAUUCCGUUGGCUUCACAAUGAAGACCAAAUGGCUGUGGAGAAAUUGUCUGAUGGGAUCAGAAAGUUUGCUGCUGAUGCCAUUAAAUUGGAACGGAUGAUAAAGGAACGGAUGUUCAGCGCUGCAAAUGGAAAGUAGAUAAACCAAAGUUCUUGGAUGUGGAAUGGAUGUACAAAUGCCUAUGUGUUGCAUAUGAAUGGAUUUU